UCCAAUAUGAAGGUCUUCAGUCGAUGCGAGAGAGAAUUCAUUCUCAGAGCCAUUAGAGAGGGUCAGAGAUUAGACGGCCGUAAAACGUACGACUACAGAGACAUCAAAGUACAGUUUGGCGUAGAGAGGGGCCACGUCGAGGUGCACUUGGGGUCGACCCGAGUGUUGGCGCAAGUUUCUUGCCAAACCGCGAAGCCACAACCCAACAGACCAUCAGAAGGACAAUUGUUUGUGAACGUCGAGUUGUCUCCAAUGGCCAGUCCAUCAUUCGAACCAGGACGGCUCUCCGAACAAACAGUUGAAAUCAACCGGCUAUUGGAACGUGUUCUGAGGGAGUCACGAGCUGUCGACACGGAGUCUCUUUGUAUAGUAGCAGGAAAACUAGUCUGGACGAUUAGAGUCGACAUCCACGCACUCGAUGAUUGUGGAGAUCUAAUCGGCUGUGCCUCUAUUGCAGCCAUAAUUGCGUUGGUUCAUUUUCGGCGGCCUGACGUGUCUGUGUCGGGUGAAGAUGUUACAAUACAUUCCCCGGAUGAGAGGAAUCCUGUGCCGCUCAGUGUGCAUCACAAACCGAUUUGUGUGUUGUUUGCGUUUUUCGAUAAUGGUGCCUAUCUGUUGUGCGAUCCAGGAUACAAGGAAGAGGCGGUUAUGGAUGGUCAUGUUGUAGUGGCAAUGAACAAGCAUCGGGAGCUGUGUUGUAUGCAGUUGGGUGGGGGCGUGGCACUUUUACCAGAUCAGAUACUUCGAUGUACGAGUAUUGCUAGUGUGAAGGUUAGGGAGAUAAUGGACGUGAUGGAAGCAGCUCUGUUAAGAGAUGAGCGAGUGAGGAGAGGAGAGACAGUUUGUAUGGAAACGGAUGACGUCGAGCUUAUUACAAAGUCUAAAAUUGAUCCAGUUAGUAUUGAUACCGUUGAUGAAUCAGUUGUGGUACGACCAGGUGUAAUAACGGAUAAUGGAUGUGAUGAGAAACGAGUGAUUGUGUUGGGAAAUGGAACGGCAGCAAUAGGACAAGGAGGAGAAAGCCAGUGGGACAUUGAAGACGACGGUGAUGGUGAUGUCUGUUAUGAAACUGAGGAAAAGGAGAUUACCGAAAGAAUAGCAAAGAAAGAAAAUGCGAAGAAGGUGAUCUCCACUGUUGAUGCUCAUCAUGAGAGUGUAAGUGAGGAGGAGGAUGUUGUCAUGUUGACUGGUGAAGAUAUUAGUGGUAGGAAAGCUGUGGUUAACGAGAAGACAGACGGAACAAUUGACUUGACUUUUGCUUUGAAAAAGAAGAAAGAUAGACAAGCAAAGAAAGCGAAACGACAUAAACAAAAGGCAGGAAAUCUGACGAGCAAAAAGUAAGGGGCACACAAAUUUAUAGAAUCAGUAAACGUUAUAUUCGGCUUUCUCUGUCUGGUCACUUAUUAUUUGGUGCGUAUUUUUAAUAAAUGUCACUAUACUCUGUA
Messenger RNA from Corticium candelabrum, 1445 nucleotides. RefSeq names its product exosome complex component RRP45-like. Gene Ontology annotation, molecular function: mRNA 3'-UTR AU-rich region binding. Lineage: Eukaryota; Metazoa; Porifera; Homoscleromorpha; Homosclerophorida; Plakinidae. Gene Ontology annotation, cellular component: cytoplasmic exosome (RNase complex); nuclear exosome (RNase complex). The transcript has a single exon. Gene Ontology annotation, biological process: nuclear mRNA surveillance; U4 snRNA 3'-end processing; TRAMP-dependent tRNA surveillance pathway. Bases 7 to 1341 code for a protein of 444 amino acids. The record is from RefSeq and is a predicted model, not a curated record.